GGCAAUAGUGUUGGUUGUCUCAGGCAGGAGCACGCCGAGGUUCCUUGAGAGUGAAGUUGCAGCAAAGAUGGUGCUGAAAGCAGUCUGCGUGCUGAAAGGAGCCGGGGAGACCACCGGCACGGUUUACUUCGAGCAGGAGAAUGAUGCGUCCCCUGUCAAGCUGAAGGGCGAAAUCAAAGGCCUUGAACCAGGCGAGCACGGUUUCCACGUGCACGCUUUUGGAGAUAAUACAAAUGGGUGCAUCAGUGCUGGACCCCACUUCAAUCCCCACAACAAGAGUCAUGCUGGUCCUACUGAUGUCGAUAGACAUGUGGGGGACCUGGGGAAUGUGACUGCAGGAAGCGAUAAUAUCGCCAAGAUAGACAUCACAGACAAGAUGCUCACCCUUACAGGCCCCCUCUCCAUCAUUGGCCGAACCAUGGUGAUUCAUGAGAAGGCUGACGACUUAGGAAAAGGAGGAAAUGACGAGAGCCUGAAGACGGGCAAUGCUGGUGGACGUCUGGCAUGUGGAGUCAUCGGAAUCACUCAGUAAUCAAGUCUGCCAGAACAGUGAAGCACUGGAAGCAGCACAUCCCGACAGCACUUAAUACGACCAACGUAGCUACUUAAUGUGACAUUUUGUCCUUUUCAAUUCUGAGAAUUUGUGUGACUAGUCAGGAAAGUAGAUAAGCCAUGCUUUGCCCUGUCUGUUUCUAAUGACAUUAUCGUAUGUGUGCAUAUUAGUUUUGGUCCCAAAGAGUUGGUUACGCACAAUUAAAAAUGUAAAUAAAUACUUGAUCUGAUGU
Salarias fasciatus (jewelled blenny) is the source of this 785-nucleotide messenger RNA. It is a transcript of the gene sod1, whose product is annotated as superoxide dismutase 1, soluble. NCBI's taxonomy places the organism in Eukaryota, Metazoa, Chordata, Actinopteri, Blenniiformes, Blenniidae. Gene Ontology annotation, molecular function: copper ion binding. The record is from RefSeq and is a predicted model, not a curated record. The transcript is spliced from 5 exons. Gene Ontology annotation, biological process: superoxide metabolic process. The coding region runs from base 68 to 532 and encodes 154 amino acids.